Boeremia exigua is the source of this 2142-nucleotide messenger RNA. RefSeq lists its product as uncharacterized. The record is from RefSeq and is a predicted model, not a curated record. Gene Ontology annotation, cellular component: catalytic step 2 spliceosome; U2 snRNP; precatalytic spliceosome. NCBI's taxonomy places the organism in Eukaryota, Fungi, Ascomycota, Dothideomycetes, Pleosporales, Didymellaceae. The transcript has 2 exons. The coding region runs from base 334 to 2034 and encodes 566 amino acids. Gene Ontology annotation, biological process: mRNA splicing, via spliceosome.
GUCUUUAUUGUGCAUACCUGGAGCUUGCACGAGCUGUGGUGACGGUCUGCAUCACGUUAGCGUACUCAUGAGUAGGUAACUAACUACCUAGGUCGCGCCUGCUCGUCGAGCUUGGCCAAAACUUUCCGCCGCGUCCACCUCCACCACCUGCACACCCCAAUCCCAUCACGCGCAACCUCCCGCCGGACCCACUGCAGCACACAACUGCCGUGCGCAGAUCUGUUCUAGUAACUUCUUGCAGACUGCCCAUACUUUCGCUACUGUUGCGCGAUCCUGCGACAUUAGCUCCAAGGGCUACGUUCCUUGCUGCUCGCACACGCUGCAACCCCCACAAUGUCGGGCGCAACAGGUGCAAAGGGGAAGAAACAAGCGAACAAGAACGCCUACAGGCGCGCAAAGAAGAAGGCGCAGCUCACUGAAACACCCUCUAACUCUACGCCUGAAAGCAAGCCCGCUGAACUAGAAAGCGACACAAAUAAGGAUGCGCAUGCGGUCAAGUCCACGGACUUGGUCAGCCUCGACGACGUCUCGGACCAAUUCGACAUAGACGACCCACUCUUUGAGCAGUACAAGAAUGUUUUCGAAAAGUACAGAGAGCGGACUGAAGAAGAUAUAGCCACAAAGGACGAUGAGAAGCCGGAGAUCUACUACAGUGACAAUGACGACGUCAGUGAAGCAGAAGAGGGCGAACCGAAAAUUUCAAAGAAGCAGCUCAAGGCGAUGAAGAAGCUCUCGGUCGCUCAACUGAAGUCUCUGGUGGCCAAGCCAGAAUUGGUGGAAUGGACAGACGUGUCAUCCUCCGACCCGCAGCUGUUGAUUGCUAUGAAGGGCGCGAAGAAUGUCAUACCUGUACCUACGCACUGGUCUCUCAAGCGGGAGUAUCUUUCAUCCAAGCGUGGUAUCGAGAAACCGCCGUUUGCACUACCAAAGUUCAUCCAGGAGACUGGUAUCGCUGAGAUGCGAGAUGCUGUCCUUGAGAAACAAGCGGAGAUGACAAUGCGACAAAAGCAGCGCGAGCGCGUACAAGGAAAGCUGGGUAAGCUGGAUAUCGAUUACUCAAAGCUGUACGACGCUUUCUUUCGAAGACAGACGAAGCCCGAGUUGACACGAUAUGGCGAGGUGUAUUACGAGGGAAAAGAGUUUGAGACAAAUCUUGUGAACCUGAAGCCUGGUGAAUUGAGUGAGGAGCUCAGAGAAGCGCUCGGUAUGGCACCAGGGCAUCCGCCACCAUGGCUGAUUAACAUGCAACGCUUCGGUCCAUCACCUUCGUAUCCCAACUUGCGCAUCCCCGGUGUAAACGCACCAAUUCCUCCAGGAGCUUCUUGGGGGUUCCAGCCUGGACAGUGGGGUAAGCCACCGACAGACGAUGCCGGCCGUCCGCUAUUUGGUGGCGAUCUCUACGGAACCAGCAUCCUCGAAGAUCAGCAGCAUCAUUCCCAUGACGGUGAGCCGGUUGAGCGUACGACAUGGGGUGUUCUACGAGCCGAAGGCGAAAGCGAGGACGAGGAGAGCGACGAAGAGGAAGAUGACGAUGAUGAAGAGGAGGAUGAAGAGGAGGACGCAAGCGGCAUUCAAACGUCGAUGACUGGUGCUGCGUCUGCUAUGCCUUCUGAGAUUGGCGGCACAGAAAGUAUUGGCGGCGAAUUCACGCUUCGUAAACAGCGCAAGGGCAUAGAGACUGAGGAGCCUGGCGCCCCGCGGACCGCCUACCAAGUCCUUCCAGAAAAGAAUAUCUCAGCAACCGGCUUCUUCGGCGGCGAGCACGCAUACGAUCUCGACGCGGCCAAGAGGGACCGCCUUGGAGCUAAUUUGAAGCGAAAGGCUGGGGACGUUGACAUCUCUGUGGAUGUCGACCAGCUGGCAGACAGCGACAAGUUGGACAAGGACGCUUUAAAGAAGGAAUAUGAGUCGAGGCAACGAGCCGAGGCCGCAGGAGAGUGGCAGAGUAUCGACCAAGACGAUCUCGCGGACAUGAUAGCAGCAGAAAGCAGGAAGAGGGUCAAGAGGGAAUCCGAGCGUGGCAAUAAGCGGUAAAAGCAAGAGGCGGCCUUCUGUACAAAAGCAAUUUGGCUUCGCGAUUAAGCAGCUCGACUUGAGCCGGCGUUAUGGAUAUCCAUGGGUUUCAAAGAACAGUAGCCAGCA